This is a messenger RNA of Ahaetulla prasina, 7943 nucleotides long. RefSeq names its product lysine methyltransferase 5C (gene KMT5C). The record is from RefSeq and is a predicted model, not a curated record. Gene Ontology annotation, cellular component: nucleus. The transcript has 10 exons. The coding region runs from base 396 to 2129 and encodes 577 amino acids. Gene Ontology annotation, molecular function: protein binding; histone H4K20 methyltransferase activity. NCBI's taxonomy places the organism in Eukaryota, Metazoa, Chordata, Lepidosauria, Squamata, Colubridae.
GUAGGCAAGAUGCUGGUCCGAAUAAGGAGCGCGACUGGAAAGGCGUAAGCAAUUUGAGAGGCAGCAUGUUUGCCCAAUCGUACGCGUUGGCUGAGGGCCGCGUCCUCAUUCGACUUCGGAAGGCGGGUUCAAAAUUAAUGGACAUCAGCAGCGUCGAAUAAGAUGCGACCACACCCCUUCCCUUACGUGAACAGCGGUAGGAAUCAACAGCAACACGCAUCUGCCCUAUCGAAUAACAGACCGAGACACCCUUUCCAAAGGAAGUCUAUCUACACCAAUCAUCCCCGAGCAUGCGGGGAUUGCUGGUAUUCUUCUAUCCAGGACUAACCAAGUCCAACCCUGCUUGCCUUGUGAGCCUCACAAAGAGUUGAGAACAGCAUGAUUCUAGAAAGAAGAUGGGCUCUACUAGGUUAACUGCAAAAGAACUAUGUGAGAAUGAUGACCUUGCCACAACGCUAAUUCUUGACUCCUACCUUGGCUUUAAGACUCAUAAAAUGAAUGUAAGCCCACUUCCAGCCAUCAGGAGGAAGCACCAUUUACGGGAGGCAGUAGAAGCUUUCCGGAAGCGCAAGGAUCUAGAAGCAGCAUAUCAAGCCUUGAUGCAGGGUGGCUGGGCCUGCCAGUAUUUUGCAAAUCGGAGCCAUCAGCAGGAAGCUGCCCUCAAGACUCAUAUUUAUCGGUACCUUCGCAUUUUCCUUCCUGAGAGCGGUUUUGCCAUUAGACGCUGUAGUCGAUAUUCCUUAGAAAUAAAUGGAGCCCGGGUAGUGUCUACAAAAUCAUGGAGAAAGAAUGAUAAACUGGAGCUUUUAGAAGGCUACAUUGCAGAACUGACAGAACCCGAUGAGAGCCUCCUCCGAGCAGGUGAAAAUGACUUCAGCAUCAUGUACUCCACCCGGAAACAGUGUGCCCAGCUUUGGCUAGGGCCUGCAGCCUUCAUUAAUCAUGACUGCAGACCAAACUGUAAGUUUGUCCCAAUGGAUGGGAACACUGCUUGUGUCAAGGUGCUGCGGGACAUUGAGCCAGAUGAUGAGAUCACAUGCUUCUAUGGUGACGGCUUCUUUGGGGAGAACAAUGAAUUAUGCGAAUGCCACACUUGUGAAAGGAAGGGGGAAGGAGCUUUUCGCCUCCUGAAUCGGACCCCAUUGCUAGCUACCUCACUCAGUGAGAAAUACCUACUGAGAGAGACAGAUGGCCGUCUGCAGAGAUGGAAAAAUCAGUCUUGCAAACUUGCUCAACGUAAUGUGAAAGUGGGACAUAAAGCCCGGCGCAGGAAAUCACAAUUACAUGGUGCUGUACACAGAUAUACCAUCCGUUGGUAUUUUAAGAUGCUCAAGCCUUUAUGUAUCCCAGUGCACAACUGCUUGGCCUGCAGAACACAUGGAUGCAAGCUCCGUAAGCAGCCUCUGGUGUGUCUGCUUCGUUGUCCUUCUCCUGUGUUAUCUGUAUUGCGCCUCAGGCAGUCUUUGGGAAACAAGAAUUGCUACUCCAAGGCCCAGCCAAGCUGCUCUCUUAUAAAGAUGCACAAUUGCCCUGAAAGCCCUGGCUUGGCCAACCAGGGCAGCCUGGUAGUGAAUCUUGGGAAGAGAAUUUCCUUGGACUGGGCAAGGUUUCAUAGGGAAGUAGCAUGUGACAUUAAGGAGGAAAACACCAAUCAGGAGAUUAGCCAGGGGACCGAGGAAUACGAUUCAAGGGAUAUGGAGAGUCAUGCUGAUGUUAAAGAAACCUAUGAAUCAGGAUCUGGGGUUCUCCAUUCAGGAGAGCAACCCCCCCUUGAUUCUUCAGGUUCUCUUUCAUCCAGUCAGUUCUUGUGCAGAACAAGGAGCACGGCCCAGGUUUUGCCCCAAUCUCAGUUGUCAUUACCAAUGGUAGACCCCAAGCUUUCCCAGUAUGCUCAUGUCCGCCUGGAAGGCCCACCUUUUCGAGGCAAGCAGUGCUGGCAGCAGCCCCCUUCAGACAAGACGGAGAAGGAACAAGCGGAGGAGCAGCAUCUUCCUAAGCGGAUGGUUUCCUUUCCUCCUUUUGUUCCACCCAAACGGCUUCGACUGGUAGUGAGCCAUGGUUCCAUCAACCUCGAGGUAGCUGCAAGCUCCUGUGAGGAGAUGUCCUCUGAUCUGGCUGAUCUUCUCUGAUUGAAAACAAGACUUUAGCUUCUUAUUGAAUUUACCCAUGAUAACCAUCUACCAGAAUUUGCCUGAAAUUAUCCAUCUUUUUGUUGUGCCCUUCUCCCCAUCACCUUGUAUGGGUUGAUAACAUCUCUUCUGAAAUAAUGUCCCCAGGUGGGCACAAAGCUGCCUGUGCUAAAAAUGCAGCCUUGUGUUCGACUCCUACUUUUUUCCAUUGAAAUUGCUAUUUCAGUUAUCGUUCCAGAGUACUUCCUUUAUCACUUCCUCACUGUUCUUUUAAAAAAAAUUGUUCUCCACUACUUUGCCAAACUUCACUGUAUAGUCUUGAAACCUAAGCCAUAUAGUAGACUGCAUGGAUGCUUUGGAUUGCCUCCUGGUCUUUUCUUUGAACUCUACUUUCUCUCCCACAGAGUCCUUUCAUCUCUCUACUCUCAAUAUCUCCAUGCUCUGGUUUAUAGCACUGUAGUCAUAGACUUCUUGACAGAUGGACAUGGUAUUUUGGCAUUUAUUGUCCCUCCAAAGUGAGGCAGAAUUGGUGAAGUGACUUGUGGAGAAAAGAAAACCAGCAUCUAAUCAGGGAAGUCUCUUUAAAACUUAUUGUGAGAAAACCAGCAACCAGAAGUGCACAUUGGCAUGCAGCCUAAACUGUUCAGUCCAUUUAGCCUGAAGGCUGCUCUUUGCUAAACAGGCUUAUAUAGGGAAUUAAAUGUUCUUGCUCCUCUUCUUUUGCCGUCUCACUGUUUGGGUGCCUAUUGUUACAAAACAGCUAAUUUUCUAGUUUUGGAAGCUACUUUUAUAUUAGUUAAUCUGCGUGACUUGUUUCUUCUCCCAGUCAGAGUUUUAAACUGGUGUCUGCUGGGGCUUUUUAGAAUCUUAAUGAACUUUAGAUAUUCAGGUGUUUUAUAUUUGAUAAAGUUGAGCUGCUUGGCUCAGGGGCAUUGUGAUAAAGGGGCUUCCUUCUGUGAGAGGCUGAUGAGCAGAAUAAAAGUUCUACUCAGUUUAAUGUGGCCUAACUCACUUCAAAGUCAAAUAUGGUAAGUGGAUUUGCUGUAUAUUUUUCCCAUUUAUCUUGCCAUGACAGGAUUUUGAACAGAUAGGGCACAUUCUGGUAGAAAUCUGAGUGCAAGGUAUAUGGGGAGAGGUGGUGGCAAUUGAAUGGGUGAAACAUUGAGGUCAAGCUUUUCCUUUAAAUGAUUGCUUUGUUUUGAAAUUUUGUGGAAUCCUUUGUGGUGUUGACUUUGGAUAUAUAUCCAAGAGUCUUAGGACAGCCUGAUGUUCCUUAUCCAACUCCUCCUUUUUUGUUUGUCUGGUAUUGUAGUUUGGUGCGGUUAGCGUUAGAGAAGCUUGUCUAGAUGACUUGAAGGUCAUGUUAAGAUGGGGGUUAAGCUGUGCACAUUUGAGAAUAAAUUCCAAUAAACUUAGACUUUUUGUUAAAUACCUAGGGGUAGAUUCCAGCGUAGGUUCUUUGAUCUCUGAAGUUAGAAAAUCUAAAUUAUAGAGCUUUUAGAGUAGCAACUAGUUUGUCUGGCAUGCAUUUUUGGUCUGAGAUACAUAAUGUAUUGCAAUUCUGGGUUUUUCAGUGCUCUGGAAAACAGGUGCUGAUUCCUGGGAAACCACAGUAAUUUUAAAAGUAGUUUUUAGGUACUAGCUUUGAAAAGCUAGAAUGAGCUGAUGCUGUUCAACCUGUCCUGAGAAAGAAAUCUUAAGAAGAAGAACCACAGACAAUGCAUAUUCGUGUAAAAAUAUCAGAGACACAAUGCAGGCAACAGAGAGAGUGGAAACAAGUUUUCCACAAAUUGAUUGGGAAGGCAUAACGAUAGCAUUUUUUGGUAACAAUGCGAAUAUUUUCCUAUAGGUGAUUCAUAUGGUUGUCCAGAAUGAUCACUGUCUGUAGACAUUCUUCCUUUUACUCUCCCAGACCUGUAUGAAAAAAAAAAAGAGUUUAAAAAAUGUUAGUGAACUUGAUAAAUGUGGUCCUUAACUUAUGACCAUAAUUGGGACUGGAAUUUUGAUUACUAAGCAAUGCAAUCAUAAAGUGAGACAUAAUGUGACCACAUUACUCAGUGACCACAAUCCUGGCAGUUCCUGUCACUGCGGUGAAGCAAAUUUUACUGGCCAUUAGCCAAGGACCCAUUCCAAGCAUUCCGAGAUUGGUCCCUUCCAGACCUGAGCCUGCCUAUCUGCCCCACCUGCCCAAUCUCUGUACUUUUGGCUGUUGUGCACUCUGCCUUGGAAAGCUGCAGCUGUUCCAAUUCUAGUUGCCCUCGUCAUCUGGCACUCUGAGACCUCCCGCACUGCCCAGCUGCCAUCUUCUUGCUUCCUUUGCUGACAAGGUUUACCCACCAUGGCUGUUGGGCAGAACUGGGACUCUCUUCAAGGUGGGGGGGGGGAAUCAUAUAUAUUAAAUCAUAUAUAUUAAUGAGUGAUUGGAAUGGUGUGUUGGAUACUCGAAAAGGUGGGGGGGAAAGCACAAAGUCCAUUCUAGAACUGAAAUGUUCCUUUGCGCUGUGCUCCUGGGGACAAAUAAGGCUGGCUUUGUGCUAUUAAAAAAGGGGGAAACCCCAAAGCUGCUGAAAGAAGCUGCUUUGUGGGGUUUUUUUCCUUUUACAUAGCGUAAAGCCAUCCCAUACAUUCCAGAGCAUGUUGCAAAGGGGUGUUUUGUUGCACUGUGGCCCCUUUAAGCUGCUUUGUCCUUUUUUUGCAGUGCAAAGCUGGCCUCAGCCCAAUGCAGUACAACCACCAGGCCUCACAUACCUUGUCAGCAGUAGAGCAAAAAAAAAGUGAAGGUCAGCUGGGGCAGCAGGGCAGCAGAUGGCCAAAUGGGAAUAGAUUGGGAGGGGAUAGGCAAUGGAAGGAGUUGAAGUGCCCCUGCGCUGGUAAGUGUGGGCAGGCUACUAAACACCUGAAGUUUGAUUAUGUGACAGGACACUGCCAUGGCUAUAAGUUGGGCAUGGGUCAUAAGUCCCUAUGUUCAGCUACAUUGUAACUGAAUGCUUGCUGAACAAAUGGUUGUAAGUCAAGGACUACUUGUAUCACAUUGCUCACUAAAAUAAUUGAGACAUAGCUGAAAUUGUACAUCUUUUUCCUGUUCUGUAAGUUUGCUUUAUAUUUGUGAAAAUUUGAACAUAAGGCACAGUUUUCUUUCCCCAAAAUUCUGUACAUUAGUAAUCAUUUUAUAUUUCAUAAUAAUUAUUCCAUUGAUUAUUCUUAUUAAUUGCACAUUGUUGUUGAUUGCAUCACAGAAUGUGUGAUUCACUAUGUAUGAUGCUAUUUUAAUGCCUAUACGCGAGUGUCUAUGAGAAUAGUUUUGACCUAAAGUUGAGAUGAUGUCUCAUUAGUUUUUGACUUUUCUUCUACAAGAUGUGCAUUUUCAUCUGUGUAUCAAUGUUCGUGCACAGCGUAGAUAUAUGUACUAAAAAGAAAUAGAAGUUUUAGUGGUUGUUCUGACUUUGUGGCCCCUCUUAAUAUGGGCGCCCAGACUUGCUUUCUUGCUUGCUACUUUCCACUUAUGGAUGUUCCAUGUUAGUUAAUAGUUGGAGACUAGUGGCACAGCCUUUAGAUAGUGACUGUAAUGGGGGGAGGGGAGAGAGGAACAAAGAGGGCAAAAGAUGGUCAAGGGUUUUGUGUGGGGAAAGGUCAGGGGUGGGAAGGGUGGAUAUUGCUAGUCAGGAUACUGUACAUUCUCUGGAAAGACAGACUGGGGCUCAGUUUUCACCUUUCUAUGUGCCUCUCUUUCCCCCAUCUUUCCUGGUGGGUUUAUGGUUUGUGCUACCUCAUUUGGGAAAGGAAGCAUCAAGGCACUCUUCCAUCUCUGACUUCAGUCUUCUUUCAGUCCAGUGUCCGUUAAGUCCUGUCAUUUCUUUUCCCACUUUCAUGCUUUCAGAUUUUUGAAAAAACAUACAUGUUCUCAUGAGGUGGAGUGGUAGCAGAUCCAGGUUUUGUUGGGUUUUUUUGUUCUAGCAUCCUAUAUGGGUAAGUUUUUAAAUCAGCCUCUCCAGGUUCAACCUCUGCUUGUUUCCCUGAUAAUACCAUGGUUUAUUACGUUGCUUCUUCCAUCUUUUAUAAGAUUUUUCAAAGAUGCUUUUGGCCUGGAGCCACUCUAUCCCCAUUUUAAGAGAAAGAUUGAAUUCCACUUCUCCAUAAAAGUUAUUCUCAGGAGGGUAUGCUAAGAUACCUUGAUUUUCACACAGCUGGGAAAAAUAAGCAACCUGGACACUGGGGAAGGUUUCUGAUUGGUUGGGUUCCUCAGGGAGUGGUUUGGUAGAACCCUGUAUAUCAUUUUCUGCCCCAGGUUUUAACCACAAUACAUCAGUCUGACUACCUGCCUUUAGUGGUGGGGUUAUUGCAGACUUGCUUCGUUAGGAAAUAAAUUGCUCAGCCCAUUAUAUGCACUAACUAGGAAUGUGGGGAAUUUGCUCCAUUGUACUACCCCAUCUCUCAACAUGCAAUACUUUAUUUAAAUAGAGGAUUCUUCCAGAACUUCAGAAGACAGAGUCCAAAAGGGGCAACAUGGAACAUAUUUUCGGGGCAUAUGUACUCUGCCCCCCCCCAAAAAAGUAACAUAAACUGAGCUCUGAAUUUGCAUGAAUUAUAAUAAUGAAUUCUUAGGCCUUUUUUUGUAACAUGGGCAACAUGUUACAGGAAAUUUGGCCCAUGGGAAAAAUUGAUUAGUACGUCCCAUCUAGCCUACCUGGUCUAUACCUUCACAAAUCUGUCAUCCCAGUGUCAAGAGGCCAGGACUGGUUAGAUGGAAGAAUUUCAACAGGACCUGGACUCAAGGUCAAAUCUUGCAUUGGUACAGUAUGAUUGAGUGCAUACAGCCCUGGGUGUGUAUUAGUUUGGUCUGAGCAGGCCUGAGAGAGGGUGGGAAGGGUAAGAGGGUUGUCUGUAUUUUUAAUGGUGCUAUAUUUGGAAGGGUUGAUGGAGGUUACUCUCAGCUCCAAGUGUGGAAAAUUGAGGCCUCAGGGUAUUUCCUGCCCCAUGAUCAGGCCGGUAUCCUGAAGUGGGGUAAAGGCAGAAACUUCUGUUUGUAUUUUUAAUGGUGUGUGUUAGGGGGGAGGGGGUGCAUAAUACUUUUUAAAAUACUUGAUUGAAAUAAACUCUUCUAAAACUGUUCCUGUUUCUUGAUGUUGUGAUGUAUUUACGAAUGCAUGACAGAGCUUAAUGCAAAUCUGCCUCUUGUAAGAUUUAUUUGCAGAAUUACUUCAGAUAUAACAAAUGCUAGUUUAAAAAUGAACGUUUAAAAACUAUUUCAUUAUACAGAGGGAUAAAAGAAUCCUAAGGACAUUAGACUCAAUGUGUAUUCUUCUCUCUAAGGUAAGUUGGACAUUUUAGACAGGCUGAAUAUCUUGUAAACAGAAUUAAAAGAAGUAUACCUGUGGUAUAAUGAUUGGAAAUGAAGUUUCAUUGUUAAACAAUUACAUAAUAUUCAGCUGAGGACAAUAAAUAGAUUGUCCUUCCUUCCCAUGCUUUGGCAAAAGUUUGUUUUGAACCAGAAAUUUUAAGCCCAAGCAAAUAAGUUUGAUAACAAGAUAAAAAUGCUUGACAGCUUUGAGGAUAAAUUUUAUGUUAUGAGUGUUGAACAAUGUUUAGUAAGAUACUUUAUUGUUUCUUGUCUGCAGGGCAGCUUAAUGUAGACAUAUUUCAGUUCAGUUCUUUUAUUUUGUCAUGAAUCCAAAAUAAAAGUAUAAAAAUAACAAAAAUAUAAAUUUAUAUACCCUUGUUUACAUACAUGAAUUAAAAAGAAAAUAUUUUAAAUAAAAAUAGGGCCCCAAAUACAAGAGAUUGCAUAAUAUGAAUAUUUAUGAGUCUUUACAAUUA